GGCGCGCUGUUUACAUCGGCGAAGCCCGCGCUCUUUGCGUUAAUUUGCUAUUUUUCAGUGAAAAUUGCCCGCAAAAUGGCUUAAAUCAUGCGGAGGUGUGAGAUUGCGAGUUCGCCACUAUGGAACUGAGUCUGUACGGAUCGCAGAUUAACCUGGCAACGCGCGAACGAACGACCCCCACCAGCAGCUACCAGCACCUGGCCGGCGUAGGAGUAGGAGGACCGCAGCAGCACCACCGACCAGGGUCGGCCUUCAACAGCAGUCGUCCGCUUUCCGCGCAGAUACGGCGACCCUUGUCCGCGGACAGUCAAAUUCAGCGCAAAUCUUCGCUCGGUGCCGGAAGUGGCAGCUCGACGUCCGGGUAUUUGUCCAAGCGGAGCACAUCUUCGUCCAGUUUGCUCAAGUCGCUGCUCGCGGAACCUAUUUCACGCUACUGGGGCUCGAAGACACUGACGGCGGCGCCCCGGACAAAUGUGACUUCCACCAAGUCGAAGCAGAUGUCCAAGGUGAAGAGUAAGAAACGUAGUACGGUGGCAAAGAAGAAAGUUGUUGAUUGUAGUUCAGAGGAAGACAGCAGCAUGGACGAGGAUACGCAAGAGUCGAACAACGAAACGGAACUGGAGAACAUCUGGUCCGGUGGGGAUGGUAUGAAGAACGUAGUGGGGAAGGUGGAGAAGAAGCCACCGUUGCCGAGAGGUGUCAUGAGGAAGAUAGCACCAAGGAAGACCAGUACGGUAAAUGCGACUGAGGUUGGUAAGAUAGACAAGAAGCUUGAUCUGCCUGGAAGAGUGUCGUUCAGCUCGAACGAUCCGUACGAGAUAGACUACAGUGACUACGAAGACAACGAGUUUACGAUGGCUAAGCAAGAACUGCUCAGAGGGGAAGGUGUGUACGACGCGCGAAAGUUCCAGGAACCAUUGCCAGCAGAACCACCGAAACCUCGGUUCAACCUGGUAAAGUUCGAGGAAGAACUGACAAGCUCCGGAUACGAAACCAAAGAAGACAAAUCGGAAAAGUUUGUCAAAUUUGAUGCGACGCCGGACUUGUUCAGCGACGAAACGGACUCCAACAAGAUCAUCGAAGAGUACAAAAAAGAGAUUGAGGACAUCAAUCGACGCAGAGAUAUGGAACUAAAGUUGGUACAGUCCGAAAAUGGUAAGAAAUACGACCCAAAAACGUACACCACGGUCGAAGUAACGGAAACGUACGUUGAAGAGACCUACCACAUAGCUGCAGCGAGUUGCACAAGCGCUACCGACGACACUGACAACGAGGUUGAGAAGCCACGAGCAAGUAGCUCGAAGAAGGAUGUCAUCAACGAAUACUACGAAUGUAUCAACGAAAUCGUCAACUCGCAAGGAGACAAAAAGACGAAGCGAGAUUCAAAGGAAGACGUGCUGAUGCUCAACUUGAACAACGAAUCAAAGCCAACACCCGCGGAGAAGAACUUCCAGAUGGCCAAGCCAGCCGUCAAGGCGAGUGGCUCGCUUGACAAGAACAAGCUGGACAGCAACGCAAGUCAAGUUAUCAAAAACUACUUCAAAGUGAAGGAUCAGAACUUUAACGAACUUAAAUCGAACAAGUCAAGCCAAAAGAACAACAUCCUAAUGUCAAAAAAGAACGGUAAAGCGCUGGAGAAGCCCAAAUCGGCAGAUGCGCACAAGUCAAUUCUAAGAAACUCCAAGAAGAACAAUGCAUCAAGCAGCAAGUUUGCGGGACAGCUGUGCCGCGAAGAGAGCAACAUCUCCGAAUUCCAGAUGGAGAAGGUGGUCAGCUGGAUGUCCUGCAACGAGGACACCUUUCCGAAGCCGUACGAAAGCGAUCCGACGAUGCUCGGGGGGAUCGACAAGAGCCGCCGACUGCCGACUCCUACGGACAUGAACAAAACGGACGACGAGUCCAACUACGGAACAUUCGAAGCGGUGCGAAGGGAAACCGCUGGAAGCGAACAGACCAACUACGAUGACGAAUCGCUGGCGAGCGAGGUCGUUAAGCCGAAAUCGGCACACUUCCAAAGCCUGAAGAACGAGGUCGAGUACCGGCUGAGCAACAUUUUGGACGCGCGCGAUUCGCCGGACAGCUCGGGCCAGUUUCAGCACGAUGAGCAGCAGCAGGGCGACAAGGACAAGGUGAAGGAUCUUUUCUCCUAUCUCGACCAGGUCGAGAUGAAGAGCGAGAAGACGUUCAAGCUGUCGACGGCCGUUCCCUCCGAGUCGGACCGAUCGGAGAUGGAGUUUGCCGCCGAGCCGGACUACAUUGAGACGGUGCCCAAGAUGAACGACCUGUUGGAGCUUCCGAUGCACCAGCUAGCAAGGCGAGUCAUCAAGUUGUCCCUGCGAGCCAACGAGCUGAACAACGCGAUGCACUUGUCCAAGGAUCAUCUGUCGAACCUGAAAGCCGACAAGAUGAAAGCACUACGAGCGGAAAAGGCAGCGUUUGCGAACAAGAUGAAAGAACAGAAGAAGCACUACGAAGAUAUCAUCGGGCGACAUCAGGAGUUUAUCGACCAGCUGAUCAAGGACAAGUCCGGACUGUGCGACAAGGUAACGCAGCUGACGCGACGGAUAGAGUCGCAGAACCAGAGCUGGGAGCAUCGACUGAAGACGGAGCUGGAGAAGUCGAAAGAUACCGCGCUGGCAGCGGAGAAGAUUCGACGGGAGAAGUGGGUUCGGGAAAAUACAAAGAAAAUUAAGGAACUGACGGUCAAGGGACUAGAGCUGGAGAUCAACAAAAUGACUGCAACGCAUCAGAAGGAACUCGCAGAGCUGAAGCGGCAGCACAAAGACGAAAUGGUGGGAGCCGUGGCGGAGCUGAAGCUGCAGUACGAGCAAAAGGAAGCGGACAUCAGGCAAAGCUUGCUGAAGGAACGGGAAGCAUUCAUCGAGAAGGAACGGCAAGCACUGCUGGAGCGCUUUGACAAGCAAGUCGGUGAGGAGCGGACGAUUUUUGAGCAGCAAAGACACCACCUGCUGAACGAGUUUGAGAUCGAGAAGGAACGCAACUUGAAGGAGCUGAAGAACCGGAAUCAGUACUUUGAGACGCAGUUACAGGAGCUGAAGGGUGACAGCACGAAGAAUCUGGAGUUUGCACGGAAGGAGUACGUGCAGAUGCUGAAAGAUCGAGAGAACAAGCACAAGGAGGAGCUAGCCAAGCUGCAGAAUCAGAUGGAGUCCGACUUUUCGAUCUGGAAAAAGAAGCAUGAAGAGAUGGCCAAGCUGGCGAUGGAAGAACGCGAAAACACGGUGCGGCAGCAGCUGCGUCAAGAACGAGAUCAGCAAAUCGAUCGAAUCGUAGCAAAGGUCGACGCGGAAACUCAAAAGUACCAGCUGGACUUUGAUGCCAAAAUGGGUCGUCUCAAGGAGAAACAUCAGGUGGAGAUGCGCGAGAUGGAAGCGACGGAAGCGCUGCUCAAGCAGAAGCACCAGGACGCCCGCGUGAAGCUGGCGGAGACGGAAGCGACGGUGCAGAACAUGAAAUCGACGGCCAAGCAGCUGGAGCUGCAGCUGAGCCACUCGAAGAAGAUGUGCGAGGAUUUGCUGCGCGAGAAGGAAAUCAUGAAGGAGGAAGCCCGGAAAGAGGUGCAGAAGGAUCUGGCGAGCAUGCAGAAGGAUCGGGAGAGAGAAAUCGAGCGGAUUUACUGCAGGGUUCAACAAGCAAUCGACAAAAAAGAUGCAACCAUUGGGAAUCUGCAGAAGGAGUUGGCGGCCCUUAAGGAGCGAUGCCUUAAGCAGGAUGCGAUCAUUCGACAGCAAAGAAUUGACUAUUGUAUAAAAUAGAGGAAAAGUAGCAAAAACAGUGCGACGAUUGUCGUAGCGACCGAGCCGAAAUUUAUACAUUUUUUGAACAUUUUUUAUACAAAAAGGUAGUAGGAAUAAACGAUUUACAACCGAUUCUUUACCACA
Molecule: messenger RNA, 3902 nt
Organism: Culex quinquefasciatus (southern house mosquito)
Lineage: Eukaryota; Metazoa; Arthropoda; Insecta; Diptera; Culicidae
Gene: dila
Product: centrosomal protein of 131 kDa
Exons: 7
Coding region: 120-3776 (1218 amino acids)
Biological process (GO): cilium assembly; intraciliary transport involved in cilium assembly; regulation of centrosome duplication
Cellular component (GO): centriolar satellite
Source: RefSeq, a predicted model, not a curated record